UGUUCAAGGCGGUGAGACAAAGCUAAAAAAUGGCGCCAAGGUGGAGCAAUCGAUGGUACGGGGAGAUGCCAGACUCAAGUUCGUUGCCAGUAAUUCAUAACAGUAGAAGCGGACACUACGUUUGCUUUUAUCAAAUUGACCUCGCACAAAUUUAUAUUUCGUCCGAACAUAAUCAAAACUGUGAGUAUCCCACGUCGGGAUAUUAGAUAAGUUGUAUAUACAUAUUGCACAAAAUGUGUUGAAUAGAG
Messenger RNA from Acanthoscelides obtectus, 248 nucleotides. NCBI's taxonomy places the organism in Eukaryota, Metazoa, Arthropoda, Insecta, Coleoptera, Chrysomelidae. The record is from the annotation of a GenBank genome assembly.